AUGGCAAUGCCAGCCUCUGCCACCCCACCCCCUCGGAUGCGCUUCAAGGACGCAGAGUAUCUGCUGGAGCGCGGUCCCAGAAAGAAUGAGCGCUGUAGAGCUACAACGAAAUCAAAGCGAGCAUGCUUUUCAUUUUUGGGUCAACCAAGUGGAAUAACGUUAAAUUUUUUACCCGCUAAACAGCUGCUUCUCUCACAAUGGGCUUUGCUAAUUUGUGGUUCUCUCAUCCGCGCAAUUUCGGGCCAGGAUCCCGCUCUUGCCGCGUGUGCUCCAACCAUCACGGUCUUAUUCGCAAAUAUGGUUUGGAUAUGUGCCGACGAUGCUUCCGAGAAUACGCCAAGGAUAUCGGUUUCAAGAAGCUCGACUAGUCUCGUCGGCAUCACCACAUCGACGUCUAAUUUGUUGGUUUUGAUGUUUAGUAACUUUGAAUAA
Cylicocyclus nassatus is the source of this 432-nucleotide messenger RNA. Lineage: Eukaryota; Metazoa; Nematoda; Chromadorea; Rhabditida; Strongylidae. The record is from the annotation of a GenBank genome assembly.